Debaryomyces hansenii CBS767 is the source of this 780-nucleotide messenger RNA. RefSeq lists its product as uncharacterized. The record is from RefSeq and is a predicted model, not a curated record. Gene Ontology annotation, biological process: proteasome assembly. The transcript has a single exon. Gene Ontology annotation, cellular component: cytosol; nucleus. NCBI's taxonomy places the organism in Eukaryota, Fungi, Ascomycota, Pichiomycetes, Serinales, Debaryomycetaceae. Bases 1 to 780 code for a protein of 259 amino acids.
AUGAGUGAAGAUACUAAAGUAUUCAAUUCUUUGCCUGGUGUGAUCUUAUCUGACUUAGCUGAUUCAACGCUAAUAAUUCCGUCUAUUUCGAUAGGUAAUAUCCCGCAAUUGGCAAAUGAUCUCUUGAUCCAUACAUUAAACUUCAAUAAAAUUGGAAGCCUUACCGAUACUUAUUUAUACCCGUUUGCAUCCCCAAUUGAUACUCUGAAUGAUGUUGGACAAAAGAAAGGAAUUUCUACUGCUGUAGAAGUUUAUCACAAUAAGAACUUAAAAUUAACAAUAAUUCAACAAAGAUCACCAAUUAUUCCCAGCUUUACAAAGACAUAUGUAAAUGAAGUUAUUCUUCCUUUUAUAAAGGAAGCAAAAGUGAAGAGGUUUUUAAUAUUAGAUUCUUCGGAUGCUGGUUUAGUAGAAAAUUUGUCUCCAGGAACAAUUGAUUUCUAUUCAAAUGAGGACUUAUUGAAUAAGUCUCUUGAAACGUUGAAUAUAGGUCAGGUUGAUGCAAUGCAAUUAGGCAAAGGUAAUGAUCACUCGAGCUAUAUACGUUCUUUAAUUACUUAUUUACAUACUGGUGAUUUGUCUUCCGAUUUUGAGGUAAAUGUUCUUGUUUCAUAUGUUUACGAAGGUGAUAACUUUUACGAUGGAGAGCACUUAGCCAAUAAAACUAUUGAAGCAUUGGGCGUAUCACCAGUUAAGAAUUGGAUAAGACCAAGAAGCUGGUUAGGCGUCUACGGUGAUAGGCAGGUACCUAAUGCGAUGGAGGAGGGUUUAUUUGGUUAA